UUUUUUCGUUUGCAAUCGCGGAAGUGCUGCGACUACUUUGUUACGUAAUGUGCAGUUCGUAGCACAGUUAUAUUUACAAUAUUUGUGUUUUUGUCGUGAGACGACGUUUAAAGAAAAGAAAAGAAAAAAGACAGAAACUUAAACUCUGGCACAGACCGAAAAAUGGAGGACGACGCUCCUGUUAUUUAUGGCCUCGAAUUUCAGGCACGAGCACUUACUGCCCAGUCAGCUGAAACUGAUGCCAUUCGUUUCCUUGUGGGCACACAGUCACUGAAAUUUGACAACCAGAUCCACAUCAUUGACUUUGAUGAUGAAAAUAAUAUCAUCAAUAAGACUGUCCUCCUGCACCAAGCUGGGGAGAUAUGGCAUAUUGGUACCAGUCCUGCAGAUAAGGCUGUGCUCACCACCUGCUAUAACAAAACAAGUGACAGCAGGGUGGUGUCCUGUGCGGCAGUAUGGCGGAUGCCCUCUGAUUGGGAAACAGGAAGCCAUGAGUCACCUGACGACUCCGCCCACAACCCCCAAAGCCUGGAGUUGCUCUGUCACCUAGAUGACAGCACCCACAGCAACACUGCCUGUGUGCUAUGGGAGCCCAUGGGAGAUGGAAAGCGUGUGAUAUCAUUGGCUGAUAACCACGCACUACUCUGGGACCUGCAGGAGAGCUCCACACAGGCCAUGGUCUCUAGCACUGCCACCCUGGAGGGCAAAGGUCAGCUCAAGUUCACGUCCGGCAAGUGGAGCCCUCACCACAAUUGCAGCCAACUCACCACAGCAAAUGACACGGCCAUACGAGGCUGGGACCUUCGCACAAUGAGUCAGAUCUACUGCAUAGAAAACGCCCAUGGCCAGCUGGUACGUGACCUUGACUUAAACCCCAACCGCCAGUACUACUUGGCCAGCUGCGGAGAUGACUGCAAGGUCAAGUUCUGGGAUGUCCGCAACGUUCAGGAGCCUGUAAAGACCCUGGAGGACCACUCACACUGGGUGUGGAGUGUCCGCUACAACCAUAGCCAUGACCAGCUGGUGUUGACAGCUAGCAGUGACAGCCGCCUCAUCCUCUCCAAUAUGGUGUCAAUCUCAUCGGAGCCAUUUGGACACUUGGUGGAUGAUGAGGAGCUCAGUGAGGGAGAAGACAACCACCACGAGGGCAAGAGUAAAGAGCCCCUAAAGGACAGUGUGGUGUCCACCUAUGAGGAACAUGAAGACAGUGUGUAUGCAGCAGAGUGGUCAUCAGCUGACCCCUGGCUCUUUGCCUCACUCAGCUACGACGGACGCCUCGUCAUCAACAGGGUUCCUCGCGCACUCAAAUACCGCAUCCUACUCUGAGAGGGUGGGGAGGGACAGGUGAUCUGUAUGUGUGUGUAGGAUUAGAGUGAAGAGAUUGCUACAAAAACCAGUAACCAUGGUGCAGUCAAGUGAGCUGUGCAAGACACUGCAAACAGCUUGUGAAGGCAGCAAUACUAAAGACUGUGUGUGUUUUGUAAAUGUUCUGUAGGUCAUGUGUUCCAUUGACCACUGUAAACAAUAAAACUGCUCUGGCUAUCCCAAUUAAAAUAAUAAAAAGUCUUGAUGAACAUUU
Acanthopagrus latus (yellowfin seabream) is the source of this 1579-nucleotide messenger RNA. It is a transcript of the gene eipr1, whose product is annotated as EARP complex and GARP complex interacting protein 1. Gene Ontology annotation, molecular function: protein binding. The transcript has 9 exons. Gene Ontology annotation, biological process: protein ubiquitination. NCBI's taxonomy places the organism in Eukaryota, Metazoa, Chordata, Actinopteri, Spariformes, Sparidae. The record is from RefSeq and is a predicted model, not a curated record. The coding region runs from base 163 to 1326 and encodes 387 amino acids.